AUGAUAACAAAGCUAAUGUAUCGGGUGAUAUGGGGAGAAAAAGAGAAGGGUCUUGGUAUAAAAAGAAGCGUAAUAGAGGAACUACCGGCAGAGAUUCUGAUGGAGAUUCUAAAGAAAAUACCGGGGAAAGAAGCAUUGAUAUGCCGAUGUGUCUCCAAGACCUUCCUUAGCAUGAUUGACAGUCGUUGCGUGGUUUGUGCUUACGAUGAACCUCCAUCGCUGCUCGCUUAUGGAUUCCAGAGUGAAGCUGUGUUUUUCAAGUUGUGGAUGUGUAAGACGAGCCUGAUGAAGGAGGAUAGUGAUCAUCAUGAAGCAAAUAAUGUGGUGUUGAAGGUGGAAGAUCGAAGCCUUUGGAAUUAUCCUUGCAUGGAAAGACCCUUAAAUGAUAUUCCCCCUAUAAGCUCCAAUGGACUAAUUCUUACGAGAUGUGGUUCCGACACAUAUGUCUUCAACCCUGUCGGGAAGGAGGCUAUGAAGAUACCAUGUCAGGAGCAUGACAACGCAUGCAAACAGCCUCUAGGAUUUGGAUAUGAUCUCAAAGGCAAAACUCACAAGAUCAUCAGUGUUUGGGAGACACCCGAGCUCAAGCUUGUGGCCCAAGUCUUUUCCCUGCGGGAAACAGACUAUAACUGGAGGAGCUUAGACAUCUCCUCCUCCUUCUCCUCCUCUGCUCUUCCUUUUGGCCAUGUUUCUUUUUCUUCUUCCACCGUCACCAUUCACGGAUAUGUUUACUGGACGGCCACUAUAAGCAAGUGGUUUUCUCACCCGGCUCUCAUCCACGGGGGUCUUGUGCAGCUCUUCCACCUCACUGAUCUACAAGGGACCUUAGCGAUGGUGGAUUUUUCUUCCGAGGAGUGUGUAGGUUUGUGGGUGCUAAAAGAUAAGGCGAGAGGAGGAGAAUGGUCUCUCGACUACAGAUUUGACGUCAGUGUUUUCAGAGACAAAGUAAAAAACUUCUGUCGCGGCCACGAGUGGAGUACAAGAAGACUACAUAUGGUCGGUGCUUGGAAGGAAGGGCUGCGUGUAAGGAUUUGGCAAUCUACUGUCUGUGUUUACUUGAACUUCAAGACACAACGUAUGGAGUAUAUUGGUUUUGAAGAUGAGAUUCAAGAAUUGAUAAGCCGGGAUUUCAUCGUUAGUUAUACCCCAAAUUAUCUACUCCGUCUAAAGACUUAAUAUGACCAAUCAAGAGUCAUCUGUGCUCGCCCUCUUGCUGGUGCACGUAUUCGAGGACGCCUCCAUUAUAUGGUUACGCGCGCUGAUAAUCUUUUUUAUGAGUUUAGGUAUCUUUAUGAUAGCUUAAAAACUCCAUUUGAUGAGCUUAUUGGUUUUAGGAUAAGGAAAACCCGCCUAGAAAAACAUGAACUUGCUAAAUUCCCGCGUCGUACUUGGGUAUUUGAAUAA
Molecule: messenger RNA, 1404 nt
Organism: Eutrema salsugineum
Lineage: Eukaryota; Viridiplantae; Streptophyta; Magnoliopsida; Brassicales; Brassicaceae
Molecular function (GO): protein binding
Source: RefSeq, a predicted model, not a curated record